Molecule: messenger RNA, 687 nt
Organism: Monopterus albus (swamp eel)
Lineage: Eukaryota; Metazoa; Chordata; Actinopteri; Synbranchiformes; Synbranchidae
Gene: odam
Product: odontogenic, ameloblast associated
Exons: 9
Coding region: 1-687 (228 amino acids)
Source: RefSeq, a predicted model, not a curated record
AUGAAGCUGCAAACUGCCCUUCUGUUGAUUUGUCUAUUUAUGACAACUUUUGCUCUGCCAUUGCAGAUUGGAAUUCUUGCAAGCAACAGCAAUGAGAUCCUGAGGGUGAAUGGACUAACUUUUGGAGGACAAACACAGAUGUUAUCUCCGUAUGUGCUGCAGCAGCAGCCUGAGGUGUUGCUCACUCCACAGUUCGUGAACUUUAACCCACAGGUGGCUGGUCCUUUAGGUCCCCAGGGGCCCCAGCUACUGUUUCCCAAUCAGGGCAACCAGCUAACCCCUGUGGUUGUCCCCAACGGCCAGCAGGAGCAGUUUGGGCCUCCACAGGACCCCAAUGCUCCUAAUGUCCAUCAGCAGGCCCAAAACCCUGUGGAAAUGUUUCCACAGUAUCAGUACUCUCCUUAUGGAUAUCCUCAGUUUUCCAGGCAGCAGGGAUUCACUUACUAUGUGGCUCCAUACGGCUAUCCCCAGCAGAGGAAUCCUGGGGUACUGCCGCCCAACAACGGUCAGCAGAACCUGGAGAGACCCACACAGAGACCACAGCUCCCUCUGCAGCAGGCGUCCCAGCCUAAGGUGCAGACAGACAAAAAGGAGUCCACUACAAUUCCUCCUGCUCCUCGUGGUGACACAUCUGGCCCUGGGGUUGAUGAGGGUAACUCUAACUUCCCCUUCCUAUUCGAGCCUUAG